AACCAAGAGAGCUGCAGAUGGUCGAUCUCAAAACUUGCAAUGUAGUGCCGGCACUGUAUUCUCAACGUUGGAUGCGGUGGUGACUUCAUCGAUGGCCUCUUCCAACUCAAAUGCAGUUUCCAAUACUCUAAAGCAGGCCACAACAGAAAUAACACAUGCACUUCCUCUUACAAACUUCAACUUGACGUUGGCUCUUGCAGAUUUGGAUCCUGCCACUGCAAAGCUAGCAAUUGGGUUUUUAGGUCCCUUUCUGUCAGUGUUUGGAUUUCUGUUUAUCUUGAGAAUAGUCAUGUCCUGGUAUCCCAAGCUUCCUGUGGGAAAGUUCCCAUAUGUUAUAGCUUAUGCUCCCACAGAACCACUUCUUGUUCAGACCCGCAAAGUGAUCCCUCCGCUCGCUGGUGUGGACGUGACUCCAGUGGUUUGGUUUGGUUUACUCAGUUUUUUAAUGAGAUAUUGGUGGGACCUCAAGGGCUGCUUGUUCUUCUUUCUCAGCAAGUCAAUUAGAUUACAUAUGUGGGAUUUGGGUGCAUGA
This is a messenger RNA of Neltuma alba, 532 nucleotides long. RefSeq names its product protein COFACTOR ASSEMBLY OF COMPLEX C SUBUNIT B CCB3, chloroplastic-like. NCBI's taxonomy places the organism in Eukaryota, Viridiplantae, Streptophyta, Magnoliopsida, Fabales, Fabaceae. Bases 92 to 532 code for a protein of 146 amino acids. The transcript has a single exon. The record is from RefSeq and is a predicted model, not a curated record. Gene Ontology annotation, cellular component: chloroplast thylakoid membrane.